UUUGCCAUUAUCUGUCUUGUAUACAAUGAAUCCCCUUCUAUAUAUAACUAAGUGAAAUAAGAAGCUACAUUCUCCGACAUCGCAAUCCCCGUUCCGACAAGCUCUUUAUGGUAACACAAGUUUCUCAUCAGCCAGACUUUUUUUCUUUGUUUCCGAGGUUUUAGUUUGGUAAGUUUUUCAUAAUAAUCUCAACUGAACUUCCGAGUUCUGCUAAUCUUGGAGGUCCUUUCUCCGAUUUUCAUCUCUUGUUAUUUUUUGUUCAUUUGAGUAAUCAACGACUUAAAGUAUGGAAGAUUGAUGUAAUCGUCGUGAAUUGCAGUAUUUUUCUUUUGGCAGAGAAGGUAAACAUACAAGCUCAAUGGCCACAGUUGGGAGAGUAGUUGGUAAGUACAGAUUGACUCUAAUGCUCCUGAGUCCUAACCUGUUCUUCACUAAAAGACAUAACUCUAUAUUACGUUUGAUACUUGUAUCAUUUCUUUUUCUUAUUCCCUGAUUAAAUGGCGAUUCCGUCUGGCUUCCCUUGUGAUGUAAUCUUGUUUUAUUCCACCAUUACAGUCCUGCUAUGGGUGGACAUACUAGCGAUGUAUGCCAUGUACGUAAUGAUGGCAUACUUGACCAACGUUUGGAAGCUUGGUUUCACCCACGCUGCUGCCAUCGUCAACAUUUUUUGGGGAGUGGUUACAGUAUUGCCAUUACUUCUAGCAUUCUUAGUGGACACCAUAUUGGGAAAUUACUGGAUGCUCUUGAUCUCCAGCUUUGCGUAUAGUGCCGGAUUGGGAUUUUUAACAAUGUCCACUCCGCCAGUUCUGUCAAAUGCUAUGGGAACCUGCAGCGAAUACAAGCCAGAAUGCAUCGGCCAAGGCCAAAAAGUACUUUUCUACACAGCGUUGCCUUUAAUAGCUUUCGGGAUGGCUGGCCAUCUGACCUCCUGGAACUCAUUCAUAGCUGAGCAGUUCAGCGGGGAAGAGGAAGAUCUAGAUCACAACACAUUUUGGCGUUUCUUUUUCAGUAUUUUUGCUGUUAUCAUCACCACAAUUGUUGCAGUCUUAGCCCUCCCUUACAUAAAACCAUGGUCUCUUCGGUUUGGAAUUCCAGCCAUAUGUACUCUCGUUGCCACUCUCCUGUUUUUCAGCGGCUCGUGUUCCUACAAGUAUUUGAGGCCAACAGGAAGCCCUUUGACGAUGUUCAUCCGUGUGUUCGUGGCUGCUGCUUCCAAGUUGUUCUAUACAACUCCAAGAGAUGUUAAGGAACUAUAUGAGAUCCAAAAUCCCGAAAUUCACUCGGUUCCCCACACAAGGAGCCUCAGGUGCUUGGACAAAGCUGCAAUUCUGAUACCUACAAAACCUCGAGAGGAACAGGAAAAGAAUAUGUGGAGACUCUGCACGGUUACAGAAGUGGAAGAGACCAAAACCAUCAUACGCAUGAUUCCUGUCUGGAUGACUUUCAUAUUAUGUGGUGUCGUCUCAUCCAUCGGAUUCACCUACUUCGUUGAGCAAUUAGACCACCUGAACCACAAAGUUGGGCGCCUCACAGUCCCCAGUGUAGCCCUUCUCUGGUUCUACGAGCAAGCCCAAAAUCAAUGCACCAAACUCUAUGCUAAGUUUUCUAAUGCAUUAGGCGAAUCAGGGUCAAGAAAGUUCGCUCCAUCUUUCGGUAUUGCUGUAUCAAUGAUACUCGCGAUACUUUGCUGCAUCACCGCUGCCAAAGUGGAGAACCGAAGGCUUGGCGUGGUUCAAAAGCACGGUUUAGUCGACAAGCCAGACGAAACCGUUCCCAUGACCAUGUUCUGGUUGCUUCCGCAGUUUGUUCUGCUUGGGGCAUUUAACGGGAUUUUCAAUUACAGCACCAUUUGCUUCUUCAUCGAUCAAUCCCCUGCCACGACACGAAAUUACUUGCCGUUCUUCAUUAGUGGCGUGUUUGGUGUUGGGAUACUUGGAAGUGUUCUUUCGGUAUUUGUUGUGGGAAAAGUGAGUGAAAGCAGAGGGAAAAUGAAUUGGUUUCAGCACAACCUGAAUGGGAGUAGACUUGAUAAGUAUUACUGGACACUGGCUUGGUUGAUGGCUAUCAAUCUUGUAAUCUUUGUGGUGGUGGGUGUGUUUUAUCGGUACAGAGAAUCAGAGUUGGAAGAUCAAGAGGGUGAAGAGUUUGGUGGGAUUGAUGAGCCCUACAAUGAUGAUUCCAAGUGUUUCUGCUGCUGCUGUUAGAUGUAGGACAGAAUUGUUUCAAAGUUGCAAAAAUUUCUGCUUUUAGACAAGUGAUUUUUGUAAAAAAAAUUUGAAAGUUGUAAUAAAAUAAUAGUAUUCGCAGAAAAAUCACUUUUAAAAUCAAUUUAAUUGA
Molecule: messenger RNA, 2337 nt
Organism: Sesamum indicum (sesame)
Lineage: Eukaryota; Viridiplantae; Streptophyta; Magnoliopsida; Lamiales; Pedaliaceae
Source: RefSeq, a predicted model, not a curated record